AUGGUUGUAAGGAGAAUCCCACGGCGGUCUGCUAGAAAAAGCUUUUCUGAACACAACGAUCGUCGUUCUGCCAAGAAAUUUCUCAUAAGUGAACACCCGAUCGCCUUACUACCCCCGCGUGGCCAUGAGGAAGAGGAAGAAUACCAAUUCCAUGUUCCAUAUCCAAAAGAAAUUGUGAAGUACUUAGACAAGUUCGUUAUCGGCCAGGAACUUGCAAAACGAACAUUAGCAGUCGGAGUUUAUCAGCAUUAUAAACGAUUGAAAAACAACACUGAAAUACAAAAUCAAGAAAUACUUAAAAAUGUAGUCGAAUCUGCUGUUCUUGCAAAAGAAAAGAACAGGAAUGAAAAGGAUCAGGAUUACGACGAUUUUUUCGAUGGUGAAUCAUCACCACCACCGCCCAGACGGAAGACGACUUUCGAACGUCUCGAAGAAGAGACACCUUUGACUAUGGACAAGUCCAACAUCGUUCUUCUAGGACCGUCCGGAAGUGGAAAAACCUACCUAACGCAGUGUCUUGCCCGGCUUCUCGACGUUCCUAUAGCAAUGUGUGACUGCACUACUUUAACCCAAGCCGGGUAUGUCGGUGAAGAUGUGGAAACGGUGAUUCAGAAAUUACUCGUCAAUGCUCAUGGCAGUGUGGAAAGAGCUCAGCAAGGGAUCGUCUUUCUUGACGAAUUUGACAAGAUUCACUCAUCGAGCGAUCCAAUACAUUCCAUCGGAAACCGCGAUGUCAGCGGAAGAGGCGUACAACAAGCUCUUCUGAAACUUGUCGAAGGAACCGUGGCGAAAGUGAAACUGCCAGGACAAAUGGGACAAAAGGUUGACGUCGACACCACGGAUAUCCUGUUUAUCGCAUCGGGUGCGUUCUCGAAACUUGAACAAAUCGUUGCACGAAGAAUCGAUCAGCGAGUUCUCGGUUUCGGCACCACCUACGCUAAUUUGGCAGAAGAUCUGACCUCCAAUGAUGAAACGAUCGCUGCUGAAAAGCGUAACGAAGUGCUCAAACAGACGGAACCUUCCGAUCUCAUACAGUUUGGAAUGGUGCCAGAGUUAGUAGGACGUUUCCCAGUGUUGGUGCCCUUCCACGCUCUAGAUGAAAAGAUGCUGAUUCGAGUACUGGAGGAGCCUCGCAACAGCCUCAUCUCACAAGCGCAGCGUUUCUUCGCCAUGGACAAUAUACAGCUGAGAUUCACUCGAGAAGCAAUAAACGAAUUAGCAAGGAGAGCUGCUCAGAGAAAAACUGGUGCUCGGGCUCUCAGGUCCAUUUUGGAGAACGUACUACUGCAGGCAAAGUUCGAGUGUCCUGGGACGGGCGUUCAGGCUGUCGUCAUCACAGGUGCUACUGUACGUGGCGAAUCCGACUACAUGACAUCAGACAGUAACUCGGAUAGCAUUGUACCGACUGAUUAA
Molecule: messenger RNA, 1413 nt
Organism: Haemonchus placei
Lineage: Eukaryota; Metazoa; Nematoda; Chromadorea; Rhabditida; Trichostrongylidae
Source: the annotation of a GenBank genome assembly